Messenger RNA from Plenodomus lingam JN3, 192 nucleotides. RefSeq lists its product as uncharacterized. The record is from RefSeq and is a predicted model, not a curated record. NCBI's taxonomy places the organism in Eukaryota, Fungi, Ascomycota, Dothideomycetes, Pleosporales, Leptosphaeriaceae.
AUGUUGAUGGCAGUCGGCUUCGUCCGCGGCGCGCGCGCAACCAUGUUUCACACCUGGGCAGACGACUCGAUGGGCAGCAAUCAGGAGCAGCCGGCGCUCAGGCCCACACACCCUCACCCUCCCUUAGCCGUAUCGAUGGGAGAGAAGUUGAAGCCGGCCGGCCCCCAACUGGCGAUUGAAGGUACACAGUAG